Octodon degus (degu) is the source of this 969-nucleotide messenger RNA. RefSeq names its product olfactory receptor 2AG2-like. The coding region runs from base 1 to 969 and encodes 322 amino acids. The transcript has a single exon. Gene Ontology annotation, biological process: G protein-coupled receptor signaling pathway. NCBI's taxonomy places the organism in Eukaryota, Metazoa, Chordata, Mammalia, Rodentia, Octodontidae. Gene Ontology annotation, molecular function: G protein-coupled receptor activity; olfactory receptor activity. The record is from RefSeq and is a predicted model, not a curated record. Gene Ontology annotation, cellular component: membrane.
AUGCAGCUCUUCAAUUCCACCUUAGGAAGUGGCUUCAUCUUGGUGGGGAUCCUGAGUCACAGUGAAUCUCCUGAACUUCUCUGUGCCACAAUUGCAGCCCUGUACACAUUGGCCCUGAUCAGCAAUGGUCUGCUGCUCCUGGUUAUCACAAUGGAUGUACGGCUCCACAUGCCCAUGUACCUCCUGCUUGGGCAGCUCUCGCUUAUGGACCUCCUGUUCACAUCAGUUGUCACUCCUAAGGCCCUCAUGGAUUUUCUGUACAGAGAAAACAGCAUUUCCUUUGGAGGUUGUGCCCUGCAGAUGUUUCUGGCACUGACACUGGGUGGUGCAGAAGACCUCCUAUUGGCCUUCAUGGCCUAUGACAGGUAUGUGGCCAUUUGUCAUCCUUUGAACUACAUGGUCUUCAUGAGGCCUAGAGUCUGCUGGUUCAUGGUGGCCUCAUCCUGGAUUCUGGCAUCCCUUAAUGCCUUAGGACACACAGUGUACACCAUGCAUUAUCCUUUUUGUAUGUCCCGGGAAAUCAGACAUCUUUUCUGUGAGAUUCCAAACUUGCUGAAGCUGGCCUGUGCAGAUACCUCCAGAUAUGAGCUCAUGGUCUAUGUGACAGGUGUAACUUUCCUCUUGCUCCCUCUUUCUACAAUUAUUGCUUCCUACAUUCUGAUCCUAUUCACUGUGCUCCAGAUACCCUCAAAGGAGGGGAGGAAGAAAGCACUUUUCACCUGCUCCUCCCACCUGACUGUGGUAGGGAUGUAUUAUGGGGCAGCUACACUCAUGUACGUCCUACCCAGUUCCUUCCACAAUCCCAAGCAGGAUAACAUCACCUCUGCUUUUUACACAGUUGUCACCCCAGCCCUGAACCCCCUCAUUUACAGCCUGAGGAAUAAGGAAGUCAUAGGGGCUUUGAGGAGGAUCCUAGGAAAAUAUAAGGUGCAAACCCAACCUAUUCUCUACUUAGACCUCCAAAAUUAA